UCUUUCAAAUAUGGUUCUGUUAUGGCUCAUAAUGGGAUUGAUACUAUUCCCAAAUCCUGCGGAAUUUAUGUUUCUUAAGGGUUGCAAUAAUGGCGGGUCCUGUGUUAACGAGAAAUGGAGAAAUGGCACUCAUUGGAACGUCAAUUGUAUGGAAUGGAUGGAACUACAGGAAAACGAAGUCGACAAAUGUCGUAAGCCCUGGAAAUGCUGUCACACUGCGGAAUACGAAAAAAGAAUUAAAUAUUCAGAGGGCUAACCGUGAAGCCCUAACUUUAAUAUCAGAUAUGUUAUGUGACAAUAUCUCAGAAACUGGUUUCUAAUUUUAUGACCUAUUAAAAUAAAUACAGGCAAAACAAAAGGGCACGAGCUUCUCUUG
Molecule: messenger RNA, 376 nt
Organism: Drosophila suzukii
Lineage: Eukaryota; Metazoa; Arthropoda; Insecta; Diptera; Drosophilidae
Source: RefSeq, a predicted model, not a curated record